This is a messenger RNA of Aureobasidium pullulans EXF-150, 1791 nucleotides long. RefSeq lists its product as uncharacterized. The record is from RefSeq and is a predicted model, not a curated record. NCBI's taxonomy places the organism in Eukaryota, Fungi, Ascomycota, Dothideomycetes, Dothideales, Saccotheciaceae. The transcript is spliced from 3 exons. Gene Ontology annotation, biological process: regulation of DNA-templated transcription. Gene Ontology annotation, molecular function: DNA-binding transcription factor activity, RNA polymerase II-specific; zinc ion binding. Bases 101 to 1630 code for a protein of 509 amino acids.
CAGUGCCGGGUCGAUCGAUUACGCACUUCGCAAGAGGGGGCGUGAAAGAGGCACGGCAACAAUCUCUUUCGACUCAACUCUUUCCCAUGGACUUACUGUAAUGGCGCCACGGUCGACGGGCUGUGCCAACUGUCGGAAACGGAAGAUCAAAUGCGACGAAGGACGCCCGGGAUGUAAAAAAUGCCAGAUUCACAAUACCCCCUGCCCGGGGUACCGGGGUAUGAAGACCGACGGACUGGAAUGGCGCGACGAAACACUGGCGGUCGCAAAGCGUGUGGAAAGAGGUUGGAGGAGCGGUUCCAGCAGUAGCAGCGAUUCUGACAGUGGUGCACCUGUACCACCUACCGAGCGAGUCAGAGCGUUGAGUCUCGUCGAGAAGCCUGUUGCGACCGAGUAUACGGUGAUACCACAGGCUAUCUUCAGCGCUGCGACAAACCGUUCGCAAAUGUUUGAUGUCAGCAUGCGGUUGUAUCGGCCAACGACACUGGACGAACAGCCGAAACGUGCUCAUAUUUCCGACUUCUCAUGUUUGCAGAAAACCAUCAACUCCAAGUCAUCGCCGGCUUUGCUUGCUGCUGUCGACACGAUUAGUCUGUUGCAACUUGGAGUGUCUUACCAGGAUCAGACUUUCUUCGAACAUGCGAGGAGAAGGUAUGGGCAAGCGUUGACAUGCCUCGUGGUCGCACUCAACAAGCCAGAUGUGCUUGGCAAUAAUGAUGUUCUGGGAGCCAUGAAAUUGCUUGAGUUUUGCGAGCUAUUCCGUCCUGUAGCACAGCAAGGAAGCUGGAUCAGCCAUGUGAAUGGAGUAGAGAAUUUCUUAGUACAGCGGGGACCAGUCCCGCUCAAAACAGAACUUGAUAACAUGCUUUUCUUCCAUGCCAGGCAUUCUUCUAUUCUACAAGGUGUCCUCAAACGCAAAGGGAUCGUAUUUGCAGAGCCGAAAUGGAUGAAAAUUACCAAAAGCACAGAGUACACAGACUCGUCACCUCGCCUUUUCGAUGUUUUGGUACACAUUCCAGGUCUAUUUGAGCGCGCCGAUAACCUCAUCGCAAGCGGUGAACCGACUUACCUGAAUGGGAUAAUCGCAGAUUUGGUUACCGCCAUCGGAGAGCUCCAAGAAUGGGAAGCUGAAUAUCACGCCGCACUGAAAGAGCCAGCCAUCACCAACGUUGACGUAUCCAAAUUCAAGAGGUUCUCACGAUUGUGUGACAACAAGACCUUCCCGCUGGCCGUCGAUUUUCCCGACUUCCUCACUGGAUAUCUGCAAUCGAUAUACUGGCUCUACUUGUUCACCAUUCAGCGCACGCUCCAAGACGUCCUUUUGAAAUACCCCAACGGGAAAUGCAGUAUCUUAAUGGGGGACCUCAACAAACAGAUUCUGCAGAUUGCCAUUUACAUGUGUCAGAUGAUGCCAUAUUUCUGCGAACCGGACGCAUCGUCCAUGGGUCGUUUUGCAACAUUCAUGCCUCUAGUGUUUGCACUCAAAUACUUUGAGGCACGUGGUAUGGAGGCACAGCAGGACUGGUGUCAAGAUGUCACGGACGCCAUGUUCAACGAUGGCAUCAACCCGCCCUGGAAGUUAGAUUUAGAGAAGGGGCUCAAGCCAGGCGAGAAGAAGCAGAUUCCUUGAGUUUGGGCGUACGGGCUGUACGUAUGGGUCUUACAGUACCUAGGGUGGAUUGCAAUGAUCAGAACGGAAUCUCUAAUUAUUAGAUUAGUUUAUAGCAUACAGUAUGCAGGUCCAAAAUGUUGAUCGCGGCUGUUUACCAACUCACGUGAUGGGAGACUUGC